Molecule: messenger RNA, 1788 nt
Organism: Dioscorea cayenensis subsp. rotundata (Guinea yam)
Lineage: Eukaryota; Viridiplantae; Streptophyta; Magnoliopsida; Dioscoreales; Dioscoreaceae
Product: rho GTPase-activating protein 5-like
Exons: 5
Coding region: 89-1567 (492 amino acids)
Biological process (GO): signal transduction
Molecular function (GO): GTPase activator activity
Source: RefSeq, a predicted model, not a curated record
GAACUGAAGCUGUCUUCAUUCUUCACCAAAAGAAGAGACCUUGAAGCUCAACGCUUCUUCUCCAUUUGGGAUCCUUUCUCUAACCCUAAUGGCAGGGUAUUGCCCCUCCGAUGAAGAGGUGGAGGAGCAGCUGAGCGAUAGUGAGUUCGGGGACCCUUUAAGCGCUUCCUCCUCCCCUCUCAUCUUCCCUGGAUCCGUGGAGAGGGAUGAUGAUUUGAGCUCCGAUGAGGAGGACCAGUUCUCUGUCUUGAACCUUGUGGUGGCCACGCUGAGGAAGUCGCUGGUGAUGUGUAGUGCUGGUGCUGAGGUGGAUAACGUUGAGGAGGUGUUGGAUAUCGGCCGCCCAACUGAUGUUCGGCAUGUCUCUCAUGUAACUUUCGAUCGAUUUGAUGGGUUCCUUGGGCUUCCGGUGGAGCUGGAGCGUGAUGUGCCCUCCCGGGCUCCCAGUGCUAGAAUUUUGACAAGCCCUUUUAGCCAUUUAUAUGGAUAUAACCAAGCCUCUAUCCAUCACCGUAGUGCAAGCAUCUUUGGACUUUCUGCAAAGUCCAUGCAAUGUUCCCAUGACAACAGAGGAAAUAGUGUGCCAACAAUCUUACUCUUGAUGCAAAAGCAUUUAUACUCACAAGGAGGGCUUAAGGCAGAAGGCAUAUUCAGAAUUAAUGCUGAGAAUAGCCAUGAGGCGUAUGUCAGAGAGCAACUGAGCACAGGGCUUGUGCCUCAUGGGAUAGAUGUGCAUUGCCUUGCAGGUCUAAUUAAGGCAUGGUUUAGAGAACUGCCUUCUGGGGUUCUUGAUUGUAUCACUCCAGAUCAGAUGAUGCACUGCAACACUGAAGAGGAAUGUUCUCAGCUUAUAAGGAUGCUAGCACCAACUGAGGCUGCAUUGCUUGACUGGGCCAUUAAUCUAAUGGCAGAUGUUGUGAAGCAUGAGAAUGACAAUAAGAUGAACGCUAGGAAUAUUGCUAUGGUGUUUGCUCCCAACAUGACUCAGAUGGCUGAUCCUCUGACAGCAUUGAUUCAUGCAGUUCAAGUGAUGAACUUUCUCAAGACAUUGAUCAUGAAAACACUCAGAGAAAGAGAGGAUACAGCCACAGAGGUCAGUGUGUCACAGUUUUGCUUGGAAUCUCCAGGAGACAACGAUAAAGUCCUUUCAUUGAGAUCAACUGAAAGCAUUAUGGGGGAAUACAAACAGGAGGCUAUAGAUUCCAGCGACUAUGGAAAAGCUGCCUUGGGUAAUUUCUUAUUUAGCUCUGAACAUGCCUUUGAAAGUGACAAAGAGGAGAGUUUCCGGAGCUUUGAGAUGAAGAGUGAGACACUAGAGAUACAUGAACUCACUUCUGGGAAAUGUUCACCAAUAAAUGGGUAUAAGAACACUCCACAAGAUGAUUCAAAAGAAGAUAGAUGUGAUUCUGGGGAUGUUGAAGGCAUACUGGACAGACUAAAUUUUAGAAGAAGUGUGAGGAAGCUUUGCAGGCAUCCUGUUUUUCAGUUUAGCAAGACUUUGAAGAAAACAGGGGACUUGGGCAUUCUGAAUUCCAAGGGAGGAAGAAGAGAAGCCUGUACAUCAUGAGGUUGCCACAUAGAAUCUUCAUUCAUCCUUGUCUUUUAUUUUUGUUUUUUAUUUUUAUUUAAAUUUUAAUUUUUGUGUGUGUGUGAUUUUAUUCAUAGUUUCACAAGUUUGGGAAAUAUCGUUUAAAGGUAGGAGUUUGAGUUGUAAAUUUCUUGUGGAGAAUGGGACCUUGGAGUCUUGGACAUGGAAUGCCAUAGAUCGAGAAGCAAGUUUCUCUUUGU